GCUCAGCAAAACAACAGCAUUGUUUUCUUUUGUUGAUUUGGAGGAGGGGCUUGUUGACCUUUCUAAAAAUAGCAGCUGCUGCUGUAAGACGUCACAGGACCAGUCCAACAUUGAUUUAAAAUGGCUGAGAUACAGGUCUCAUGAGGUCUUAAGACGAGUUGGCGACGUACUGCCAUUUGCUACAAGGCCAAGCGCUUAAGCCCAAUCGUCUCCUUGGGGAAGAGGCAGUAAAUGACGACAAUUCUGUAGUGCUGUCCCAGGAGAAAAUGGACGAGCUCCAGCUAUUCCGUGGAGACACUGUUCUCCUCAAGGGCAAAAGACGACGAGAGACUUGUACGGGAAGAGGGUCCAUGAUGUUCUGCCCAUUGACAACACUGUAGAGGGGAUCACUGGAUAGUUGAGACUGACCCGAGCCCUCACUGCAUUGUGGCCCCUGACGCUGUGAUCCACUGCGAGGGAGAGACCAUCAAGAGAGAGGAUGAAGAGGAGUCUCUCAACGAGGUCGGAUAUGAUGACAUCGGUGGGUGCAGGAAGCAACUGGCUCAGAGCAAAGAGCAAUCUGUUUGAUGUGUUCCUGAAGCCCUACUUCCUGGAGGCCUAUCGUCAGCACAAAGGAGACAUCUUCCUCGUUCGUGGAGGCAUGAGAGCUGUAGAGUUCAAGUUAGUUGAGACUGACCUGAGCCCUCACUGCAUUGUGGCCCCUGACACUGUGAUCCACUGCGAGGGAGAGCCCAUCAAGAGAGAGGAUGAAGAGGAGUCUCUCAACGAGGUCGGAUAUGAUGACAUCGGUGGGUGCAGGAAGCAACUGGCUCAGAUCAAAGAGGCCUACCGUCCAGUACACAAAGGAGACAUCUUCCUCGUUCAUGGAGGCAUGAGAGCUGUAGAGUUCAAGAUAAUUGAGACUGACCCGAGCCCUCACUGCAUUGUGGCCACUGACACUGUGAUCCACUGCGAUUGAGAGCCCAUCAAGAGAGAUGAUGAAGAGGAGUCUCUCAACGAGGUCGGAUAUGACGACAUCGGUGGGUGCAGGAAGCAACUGGCUCAGAUCAAAGAGGUGACUAACUAACCAGUUGGAUGAGCAAGUUAUAAUGAUCACUAGAAAAACUUCAAUUUUCAAUAGUUGAGACUGACCCAUGCAUGCACUGCAAGUAUACUGUAUCAUGUUUUGCGAGCAUCGAACUUUGAGAGGGUUGAUCAAUUCGCAAAACCUACAGCAUGGUAACAUGUAUGUAUACAAACAUCGUGGAACCUUUCAUAAGAUGAUAGUUGGCUAUGUAUAGAGACGUUGUGACAAAGUUCCAGACCUUAGCCGAAAACCAUUGGUCGUUUCUCCACCUAACCGGUUAUCAUGAAUUUGCACAAAUAAAUUAACAACUACUACUCUCUAGACUGGAUGCACUGUAUAUAUGUGGUUUCCAUGGUUAUGCAUGCGUGUAUUCUUGUGUAUACUGUAUAGCGCAAACACAUCGAAUACAUAGCACUGGAAUGUUUCUCUUUGCAGUGGUCCGGGCAAAAUGUUGUUGUUGCUGAUAUUUGUUCAUGCUCUUAAACAAAUACCUGAAAUUUAUUCCGUGACAGCUGUAGUUGUAUACACUGGGACACAAUUAAUGGUUUUAGCACAAUAACAGACCCAUGCUGAGGUAGAGCGUCGUAUUGUGUCCCAACUGUUAGAGGACGGGCUCAAGCAACGUAGUCAUGUGAUCAUCAUGGCGGCCACCAACAGACCCAACAGUAUCGACGGUGCUCUCAGGAGGUUCGGUCAUUUUGAUCGAGAGGUAGAUAUUGGAAUCCCUGAUGCUACUGAACAUGAAGCUGGCUACUGAUGUGUAUCUGGAACAAGUGGCGGCUGAGACCCACGGCUAUGUCGGCUCUGAUGUUGCCUCUCUCUGUUCAGAGGCUGCCCUGUAACAACUCGCAUACAGGAUCUGAAACAGCGCCUCCAAGAUGAAGAGAGUACAAGCAGAAACGGCAACAAAGAACUAGUAUGCACGAACAGCAUUGCUCAUUGCGUUCAGUUCCCAUGCACCCACUCAUAUAUUCUGUACAAUUGUUACUCCUCUAUAUGAAGGUAUUGUUAUAAUUA
Molecule: messenger RNA, 2083 nt
Organism: Halichondria panicea
Lineage: Eukaryota; Metazoa; Porifera; Demospongiae; Suberitida; Halichondriidae
Product: transitional endoplasmic reticulum ATPase-like
Exons: 13
Coding region: 479-958 (159 amino acids)
Source: RefSeq, a predicted model, not a curated record